Solea senegalensis (Senegalese sole) is the source of this 3990-nucleotide messenger RNA. RefSeq names its product TBC1 domain family member 10B-like. NCBI's taxonomy places the organism in Eukaryota, Metazoa, Chordata, Actinopteri, Pleuronectiformes, Soleidae. The coding region runs from base 485 to 3244 and encodes 919 amino acids. The record is from RefSeq and is a predicted model, not a curated record. The transcript is spliced from 10 exons.
GUACGUAGCUGUCAGUAGGAAAUGCAGGCUGCUGGUGUUGGAUGUUCCCCUGUCGCCGUGUUUGGAUAAUUUCAACAAAGAAAGUCAUCCUUGUCACAGGAUGAAAACUGUUACUUAGAGAGUCGCUUAAAUCGGACGGCCGCAGUGAGUCUGCAUGUCUGACGGAGGAAACGCUGACAUUCAGCUGGCUAGGCUAACAGAAACAGGACACUGUCGGCGCUAAUGCUAAUAGUUACAUUAGAUGAAAAUAAGCUAACUUAAGCUAACUUGUAACUUAGCUAGCUCGCCGACUACAGGACUCUUGCUGUUCCAGGUUCUCACCCCACUCUGCGGCUCCGGUGCCGUUUCUCGCCAUUUUGUGUUUCACGGAGGAGGUUGGGGAACCGUAGCUGUGGAGGGGGGCCGUGUGUUCAGGAACCCCCUGGCUACCCAGGCGGACGGAUCAAAGUGACACGCCGGUCGUGGUAAAGAUCAGAACAGAACCAUGGCUGAACUCUCCACCUUAUCUGCAUCGCCACCUGCACUGGGAGAUCCUCAUGUAGUUCUCUCUAUCCCUCCAUCCUCCACUGCUCUUUCCACUACCAACAGCUCUCCUCUGGACUCUAAACCUAAGUCUGCCCUCUAUAAUGACAAAGGUUUGACUGGAAACACUUCUACUACACAGUCAGGGGGUUCCCCCAAUUCUCCUCACCCACCCUUAAGUUUUCCAAAAACCACUGCUGAGACCUCCAACCCAUCAUUGGCACGUGAGGCUUCUCCACAGAGAGAAGAAUCGACAGCUAAUGUCAUUCAGCAGCAGACGAUGUCCAGUGACUCAGCUGCUGUAGCAAAGCUUCCUAAUACUGAAACAGAGAUCCCAUCACUACCAUGUGAGCCGUCAACUCAGAAUGAAGCACAACCGGUAUCUCCCGCUCCUGGUCUCAAUUCUCCUCCAAACCUCUACCCGAAUGUGCAUGUUGCCCUCAACCCAAAUCCUGUCAUGGAUGGCGGUCAAUUUACAGCAAACCCUCAAACCACCACAGAUAUUACACCCACACCUACCCCUCCACCAUCCACCAACACAGCAGUAUCAGCAACAGCUGAGGAGGAGAAACCUCAGCCACUUCAAGAAGCACAUAACCCUCAAAGUCAGCCUCCCUCUCUGCCCACUAAGUUUGAUGCUCCUAAUGAAGCUGGGAAAGCAGAGCUUCCCAACACCCCCACCAGAGGUGACCAUCCCAGUCCUACUGUCCCACUGAUCCAUGAGCCAGGUUGCAUGCUUCCAAUGCACAACCCAAACCCCCGACCAGCCCCUGAUACUCUCAGCUACCUGGAGUCAGCCAGCCUCAUGUCGGGAACAUUGGAGUCACUGUCUGGCCUUGGAGAGGAUGGGAGCUCUGUGGGCUCAGACUCUGAGAUCAAUGGCCUGACCGUCAGACGCACUGAUAAAUAUGGCUUCCUGGGUGGGAAUCAGUACAGUGAUGCUGGUGAAAAGGAAGUUCGAGUAGAAGUUGCCCGACAGAGGGAGAUGAAAUGGAUUGAUAUGUUCAACAACUGGGAUAAGUGGAUCAAACAUCGCUUUCAGAAGGUGAAGUUGCGCUGCAGAAAGGGCAUUCCAUCUUCUCUCAGAUCUAGAGCCUGGCAGCUGCUGUCCAAUAGCCAAGAGCUCUUAGAAAACAACAAAGGGAAAUUUGAGGAGCUGGAGAGAGAGCCAGGUGAAGCUAAGUGGUUGGACAUUAUAGAGAAGGAUCUCCACAGGCAGUUCCCCUUCCAUGAGAUGUUUGCUGCCCGUGGUGGCCAUGGGCAACAGGAUUUGUACCGGAUCCUAAAAGCCUACACCAUCUACCGGCCUGAUGAGGGUUACUGCCAGGCUCAGGCUCCUGUGGCUGCAGUGCUGCUCAUGCAUAUGCCUGCUGAGCAAGCUUUUUGGUGCCUCGUCCAGAUAUGUGAGAAGUAUCUUCCUGGCUACUACAGUGCUGGGCUUGAAGCGAUCCAGCUGGAUGGGGAGAUUUUCUUCUCCCUCUUACGGCGCACAUGUCCGAUGGCGUAUCGUCACCUUAAAAAGUUCAAGAUUGACCCCAUUCUCUACAUGACGGAGUGGUUCAUGUGCAUCUUCUCACGCACUUUACCAUGGGCUUGUGUCCUGCGUGUAUGGGACAUGUUCUUCUGUGAAGGAGUGAAAAUAGUAUUUCGCGUGGGGCUGGUGCUUCUGAAACAAAUGCUUGGCUCUGUGGAUAAACUUCGAGAACUACAGGGAAUGUAUGAAACCAUGGAGCGUCUGAGAAACAUUUCACCUGACACCGUCAGAGAGGACAUUAUGGUACAGGAGAUUAUUAUUCUCCCAGUGACGGAGGCACUCAUAGAGAGGGAGUGCAACAUCCAGGUGAGGAAGUGGAGGGAGUCCAGAGGGGAGCUGACUCACCAGCCGGUCCGCCGGCUGCACGGUACAAGGGCCAUCUAUGAGCUAAAACGACGCGCUGCCUCCAUCAGCUCUGGUGGCAGCUUCUCUUUCCUGGGAAGCCCGGUGCCUCCACCAGGACCACUCAGGGCCUCUUCCAGCCUCCUCUCACUCCCUGGCUUCCGCAAGUCUAAGUCUCCUUUCCACUCCCACACCAAGAAGGGCUCCUUCUCAGGGCCUUCAGGUAUGGAGAGCCUUCCGCCUCAGUCGCCUCCUGCAGUAACAAUAAGCCCAAGCCGAGGCUCCAGCCAUAAACCCCCCAUUCCCCCAGGGGCUGGUCAGAGGGGACCAGCACCUCACAUUCAGAGCCCCUUAAUUGGGAAUGCAGCCGGCCCAUCAUGCGGGCCAGCUCAGCCCUCAGAAGGCACUUUAGCACAAGGCCAGCCCUUAGCUUCAGCCCCAGCACAGAACACACCACCACCACCCCCCAACAUGCUGUCCCCCUCUCCUAUGAUCGUGUCCGAGCAAAUCACUCCCACCAUCCCUUCACCCACAGCCAACAACUCCCCUCUGCUCCCGUGUCCAGAUUCCAAAAAAGAAGCGGUGCCACCACCUGAUGCCACAACUGGAGAAGAUGAAGUGAAGAAGAAGAAGAAAAGCAAGGACCUCAAGAAGAAGGAGAAGGAGGACGAGAAGAAAAAGCUGAAGGAAAAGAAGGAAAAGGAGAAGGCCGAAAAAGAGCGGCUCAGGAGGGAGAAGGAGAGGGCAGAAAAAGAGAAGAAGAAAGGGGGGAAGAAAAAGGACAAAGGGGGAGGAGGAGAGGCCGAAGACAAGAACGGAGCUGCAGCAGCGAAAGAUUCGGCCUAGUUUUCUCUGUCAUUCCGGGAUAAUGAAAAGGGAGGCUGCAGGGAAAGAGAGGUCAGAGGGACAAAAGAUCCUCAAUAAUAGAAAGAGUGAUUUAAUAUUUAAAAAAAAUAAAUUGGGAUAGCUUCCUGUACAAUGCAUCAUUUCAAAGAGAUCAUGUAGUCCAUCAUGGAGAGAACUGGAUUAUGAUUUUAAUAGCACCUCAGGGGGAUUGUUCCCCCUCGCUCAGUGCUCUCUUUUUCACCUACUUUUAUUAAGAUGGGACAAAAAUUUCCCUUUUCAACUGGAGUAUGGACUGUGAAUCUGAGUAACGCCUCAGAAGAUCAGUUUUUUUUCCCCCCUCUUUUAGUUUUUUAAUUCUCUCUUCCUUUUCAGGUCUUUUAUUUUAAUCAGACAGCCGUGGUUUGAGAAACGUCAGCUCAAGGGAUUGUUGGACCGAGUGUUUGUAGAAGUAGUCAUGGUGCCAUAGAUGAUGUAAAUAAACCUGUGGACCUACUGAACAAAGUAUGUUGUUAGCACUCCAUGCACACAUCAGUCUCAUCUGUGGACAGGUUUUCUGGAUGACUGGAAAAAAAAUGAUAAAGGAAACCACAUGAAGUCGUCUCAAAGGCAGGCACUGAAGACCCCAAAUGCUUAAAAAAAUGUUGUGGAUGUAUUUAUUGUCAUGUUAAAUGUUGUGAGUGUGUGUGUGCCUUAGUAGUAUAGUGAAAUGUGUUAGUGUUCAAUGUAUGGCCUCUCUGUUUUCAGUC